AUACUUCAUCCUCUGAAUUCUAUUUCUAUUUCUAUUUCUAUUUCAGUGUUUGACCGAAGGAAGUUUUCAAACCCGGUUUUAGUGAUAUAGCAAUUUUAUCCUUAACCACGAGUAAAGAAGAUUUCUCUACAUCGCUAUCACCAUCAUUUGUAACGUUCCAUUCUGUUGAAACCGACAUUUAUUCCUCGUCACGACGCUAAUUGAUCGAUAGCUUACAUUAAUCACUGGAAGAGCCGUAUUGAGUUCAACAAAGUUAUCACAUUAAUGAUAUCAGCAUGACAUCUUCCUUCUCAACAGAAGUUUAUACGUCAAUAGUCAAUAUUGGCACAGACUCUUACCUCCUUGGAGCAGGCUUGCCCACCGAUAUUGAAAUUAGUUCUAGCGGAAGCUUGGAGCCAGUAACCAUUAUCUCUGUUACUGAUGAUGAUGAUGCCAUUACCCCAUCAUGGUUAAACUCCAAAUACGAAGAGUUUUCCGAGCUAGACGAUGUAUGGUGUCAUGCCUUUGCUCGCAAUGUUUUUGCUCAAAAGAAGCCUGGAGUCUUGAGUCUAGCUGCUGGCUCUGGUACACCGCAAGCUCAGAGACACAAGACUUCCAGAUAUCAAGGAGGACCUCUUACUACUGGACCUUAUAUUCUGAGUGGCUCGAAGAUUCAUCGAGUCUAUAAAUUAUACCAGGAUCCGCUAAGUGCAUUUGUCUGUGGUGUCAUACCCACUUCCCUAGGCAGUAAUCGGUAUGAAAUGCGAUAGCCUUGAGUUUAAGUCUCAAUGCUAAGACUCUUUAACAGCUACCAGAGAAUACCCACGAAUUAUAUUCCCGUCCCAUCUCGACUAUACUCACCAUUACCAUCUGAUCUUCAACCGCUCUCAGGUAAACGUAUAGCGGUGAAAGAUAUCUUUGAUCUCGAAGGUGUCAAAACUACCGUCUGUAGUAAGGCCUACGAAGCUCUUCAAGAUCUCGCAAAAAAGACAGCUCCAUCAAUACAAAAGCUGAUUGAUCAAGGAGCUGUAAUUAUCGGAAAGGUAAAGACGACUCCCUUUUCAUCUGGAGUGGGCCCUAGAGAUUGGGUAGAUUAUCAAGCACCGUUCAAUCCUCGAGGAUGUGGAUACCUUGACGCAAACUGUAGUAGCGCAGGAAGUGGAGCUGCACUUGCUGGAUACGAGUGGUUGGAUUUUACUAUUGGGUCGGAUAGUGAGUAUCAUAUUCUACGAUGCAUGUAUCGAAUUGACCGGUGUUAUAGCACUCGGGAGUAUGGUAGGCCCCGCUGCGGAUAACGGUCUCUUUGGAAUUAGGCCAACUCAUGGCCGUAUCUCCUGCGAAGGUGUUGUUCCAGUAUCAUCGUAAGGAGUCUUUUUUGAAUGUGAAGGGACCUCGAGCUAAUGAUCUAGAUAUCUCGACACUCCUGGUAUUUUCAGCCGGGACAUAACAGAGUUCAGUGCCGCCACAAAAUCAUGGUUCGGUUCCUCUAAUCUACAAGCUUUCUUAGCGGUAACAAUCCCACUAAUAUUGUUAACCCUGUAUCUACUUAUAACUUAUGAUCAAUAGAUGCCAACAAAACUAACCAGUCUUUCGGAGAGAUACGCCGACUUUUCGCCAGAGGUAAAAGGGGUAAUGGAGCAUUUCAUACAAGAUUUUGAGAAAGCCACCCAACUGCAUCGCACUACAACCACCAUGGAAAAGUUAUGGGCAUCACAUGCACCUGUAAGCUCGUCUGGAAAGAACUUGUUGGAGACUUUUGGAUCAGUAAGUUUGAUUGAUACACAAAACAAAACCAAAACCCCAUGUGCAAUAGUCCGGGCUGCAGACCAAUUCAACUUUGUCAAACUUGAAUAUUUGAAGGCGAUUCACUUAUUCUGGUAAAAUCAUUUUUUUGAUCAACUGAAGAUCGAAAGAAAUUCAACGAUUAGAGUGAUUUCAAUGUCAAAAUUUCUCUGCCGUUAGACUGCGGUCCGGACUAUUAAAUCCACAGACUAAAUCGUAAUGUUCCCAUCUAAUCCAAGUAGACCUUAGCACACAUCCAGCUAUACGAUCACUACAACAACACCAUCUCAUUUCGCGAAGAUUACCGGAAAAAAUUCAACACAGAGCCAUAUGCCGAGCCAUUACUCCGCUACAAAUGGUAAGAGUACUCUAGCUCUUCAUCUGCGACACCGAUAUCGACAUCAACAUUUUAUACUAACGCAUAUAAAGGAGUCUCGGCGCGAAAAUCACCCAUGAACAAUAUACCAGAGCAUUAAAAGAGAAAGAAAUCUUCGCCACCUUCAUCAAAGAUCAUAUCUUUAGCAAUGGCGGAGUAAUGCUAUUACCCUUUGGAUUCCCAGACGUGUUUUAUCGUGAUGAAUACUCCGGGUUUGUGCCCACAUAUCAGCUAGUGAUCGUGAACUCAUCACCUAGCACAUGCUAACAUUAAAUAGUUCCGUCGAAGAAUAUGGCCCACAAUGGCAAGGGUUUAAUCUUUUUAUUGCUGCAUUCUCAGCACUGGGUGGCGGACCGGCGGUGUCAAUUCCUGGUAUUUUUUCUCUCUGCUCUAUAUGUUUUGAUAUGUGCUGUGCUAUGCUGUGCAGUGCUAAUAGAAUCCGUGUAGUGGGACAGCGACUUUACGAUUCGAAAGUGACGGGCGUGAAGGAGUAUCAACCGGUUGGCUUGAUGUUGUUAGGUGCUCCGGGUAAGAUGACACAGUCAUGAAUCCAAGGGAGAUAGCUAAUAGGUCUAGGGACGGAUGAAUAUCUGAUUGAAUUGGUGAAACAUGUGCUUGUGACUUCUGGUCGACCGCUGAGUGUCAAGACUGGAAAAGUGGCAUUUUGAGAUUCGGUACUAAGGAUACAUACAUAUGAUAGGUCAUUGAUCCGCUGGAAUACCCUAGGUAUGCAGGCUUAAACUACUUUAAGUGGACUGCCCGCAGCCGUGGUAUAGAUCAUGGAUCCCGGAAAUCUAUAUCCUUUAUGGAAAUUCGUCCAGCUUCGCACUCUUCAAACCUCGUUCUUCCAAUCCGACUUAUAAAUCCUCCAGAAUCAAAGGUUCCACAUUAUCAAAAUAGCUCAUGUCAAGAUUUGAAAAGUCCAUAUUACUAAAAUUGAUAUCCAUGCCGUUUUGUAAAAGAGAAGAAUCAAAGUAAUCUGUUGUGUUUUCCCCUUUAUCAAUGCCAUACCCCAGAGGCGAGUUAGCGGCUUUACUUUCCGCUUCGCUAGUUUCUCCUCGGUUAACUGGUAGACAAGGCAGGUCCUCCAAGUUCGAGGCGGGGGUUUUAGUGAUAUAGUUGGUGGUUAGUAGAGGGGGUAUAUCCGUGAUGGCGUUAUGUACAGAGUUUAACUGAUCAUUGUACUCCGGACAUGUAGCUUCUAUAUCCAGGGCCGCGACAUCCAAUCUUGAGUCCAGAUUGAUUUGGGAUGGUAGUGGUUGGAAAAAGCGUGGCUCUUGAGUUGAAUAGGUUUCUCCCGAUUCGUUA
Molecule: messenger RNA, 3445 nt
Organism: Sclerotinia trifoliorum
Lineage: Eukaryota; Fungi; Ascomycota; Leotiomycetes; Helotiales; Sclerotiniaceae
Source: the annotation of a GenBank genome assembly